UUUCUGAUAGUAAUAGGCGUCUCUCUCUCUCUCUCUCAUGGUGACGACAAUGGUAUUAUUUUGAAGACAAUUAGUACAGAGAUCAACGAUUUGCACACACCAUGACGACGACAAUGGUGGUCUUUUUUUGAAGAUGGUGGAUGUUCAGAUCUAGUGGCUGAAGAGGUAGAUUUACAGGUCAAGAAUAGAAAUUUUCUUCCCCUCUUUCACAGAUUUGAAGGGAUAGACUGUGUUUAUGUUUUUUGUUGCUUCAUCAAUCUCUCUGGUUGUCAUUUGGAGUUCUGUACCAGUUUAGCAAAAUACCGCCCGAAAUUUCCGGUACCACCGCCUCGCCCGGUGUUGUCUGGAAUGGCCGGUACCGACCGAUAACGGCCGGUAUUGUGGCCGGGACGGUAUUGUAUGAUUGGAGUACCGUUUUCUCUCCAAACCGGUACGUACCGGCCGGUACGGAACGAUAUUCACAACUAUAAUAUGAACAUUUUUUUAAGAACAUUACUAACUUUAAUAAUUUUUUAUUUUGAUUAUUAUAUUGUGGUUGCUCUUUUAGAAUUCUAAAUUUUUUGUCUAAUAAAAAUAAUCCAGUGGGUACAGAGCAAACAGGCACACCCAGCAGAAGCGUGAACUCAAAGCACAGCAACAGACGCCAAACCAGUCGACAAAGUCUACGAUCAGGGGUUCGACAAUGGAGGGCUGGGAUCCGAGCACCAAAUCAACCCUAACCCAGAUCCCUCUCCUCUCCACCAAAGCCGGCCCGCGCGACGGCGCCGCCUGGACGCAGCGGCUCAAGGAGGAGUACAGGUCCCUGAUCGCCUACACCUCCAUGAACAAGUCCAAGGACAACGACUGGUUCCGCAUCGCCGCCAACGCCGACGGCACGCGGUGGACCGGAAAGUGCUGGUACGUACACAACCUGUUGAAGUACGAGUUUGACCUUCAGUUUGAUAUCCCCGUCACGUACCCGUCCACCGCGCCCGAGAUCGAGUUGCCCCAGCUCGAUGGGAAGACUCAGAAGAUGUAUAGAGGAGGGAAGAUAUGCUUGACCGUGCAUUUCAAGCCUCUUUGGGCCAAGAACUGCCCUAGGUUUGGUAUAGCACAUGCCCUUUGUUUGGGUCUUGCACCAUGGCUUGCAGCAGAGGUUCCCAUUCUUGUGGAUUCUGGUAUGGUUAAGCACAAAGAUGAUAUUGCCUCAGCUAGCGAGUCUUAGUAAUUUAACUUGUCACUCAUGGUGUAGAGACGGUGUUUAACUUUCUCAAAUUUUCCCGUAGUUUGAUAUAGAAUAAAUGUGGAAUCAUUGAAGUGUGUAAUUUAUGGAUGCUCUGAGGUUUACAAUACAUUUAUUGGAAUUGUUCCA
Molecule: messenger RNA, 1351 nt
Organism: Rhododendron vialii
Lineage: Eukaryota; Viridiplantae; Streptophyta; Magnoliopsida; Ericales; Ericaceae
Product: ubiquitin-fold modifier-conjugating enzyme 1
Exons: 3
Coding region: 683-1204 (173 amino acids)
Biological process (GO): protein K69-linked ufmylation
Cellular component (GO): cytoplasm
Molecular function (GO): UFM1 conjugating enzyme activity
Source: RefSeq, a predicted model, not a curated record